Eupeodes corollae is the source of this 2558-nucleotide messenger RNA. RefSeq names its product protein phosphatase 1 regulatory subunit 3B (gene Gbs-70E). Gene Ontology annotation, molecular function: glycogen binding; protein phosphatase 1 binding. Gene Ontology annotation, biological process: regulation of glycogen biosynthetic process. Gene Ontology annotation, cellular component: protein phosphatase type 1 complex. Bases 501 to 1496 code for a protein of 331 amino acids. The record is from RefSeq and is a predicted model, not a curated record. The transcript is spliced from 7 exons. NCBI's taxonomy places the organism in Eukaryota, Metazoa, Arthropoda, Insecta, Diptera, Syrphidae.
UACAACCACGAUCGCGAUCGCGUGUCUUGCUCGCUGGUAGCUCUAGCUGGUUGUUGGGUUGGUGUUAAAAAAUAAAUAAAUGAAAUAAAAUAAAAUAAAACAAACUAUAACAACAAAAAAUUAUAAAACAACCCAAAAAUAUCUGGCACUGUUGUUAUAUUUAUCUAACAAAUUCGAUCGAAUCUUCGUUGACUCGGUGACUCGGUUCGGCCUGUCGCGCCGCGAAACAGUCUACUUCGGCGUACUGAACCGUUCAGACGCGUGAAAAGAAACUCUCUUCUCUGUGGUUUUUUUUUGUCCGAUUGUGUUGAUCAAAAUUUACUUUACGUCUUCUUUUAAAAUCAAGUCAAAAAAUAAAUCAAUCAAAUACAAAUUUCAAAAAAAAAUAAAAGUGUAACAUUUUAAUUAAAAAACAAAAAUUAAAACCAUUUGGAAAUUAACACCUCAACUCAAAUUUACAGAAAAACAGAGAAUUAAAAAUUUUAAUUAAAACAAAAUCAAUGAUGAUUUCUCACAGUCCACCUAUAUUUAGCCAUAGUCCGCCAGUCAGCUUCCUGUCUGAAUUCAGGAGUACCCAACAUUUACCUUUCCCCGAUGAUCAACGAGGCAGAUUUUGUCGGCCGCAGGCACUAACACUGGCGUCUAGAGCCAUUGCCAACAAUGCAAAUUCACAAGUGUACCGAGGACGAACCAAUGGAAUUGAACGUAUGUCAUCAGCUCCAGAGAUUCUGUUGCCACCUAAAUCGUGUAUUCGACGUUCGCAAACAGAUAAUCAUGCCAAGGAGAGUCCAUGUGCGAAAAAUAGCAAUGAGAGCCGUUUACGCAAAAAAGUGAUAUUUGCAGAUGAUGAGGGUUUAUCAUUAACCGAGGUACGCGUGAUGUCCGAACCCUCAAAUGUACCCCCCUACUGGAGUGUCAAAUUCUUGGAACAAAUCACACAAGGCCUUGUUAGCCCUCAUCCAGCAGAUCAAUGGGCUGUAGAUUUUAAACAACCCGCAUCCGACUAUUUGUCAUUUAGGCAAAAAAUCGAGAAAGAUUAUGUUUGUCUGGAAAAUGUGAUUGUUAAAGAUGACGAAUCUAUCAUUGUGGGAACUGUGAAAGUUAAAAAUACAAACUUUGAGAAAGAAGUCAUUGUGCGUGUUACAUGGGACGAUUGGAAGACUCAACAAGACAUGUUUUGUUCAUAUGCAAGGACUUACGGCCCAACCGCAGCCUAUGUGAUCUUUGAUACAUUUUCAUUUAAAAUAACCCUGCCCCCAACAUCUAAGCGACUGGAGUUCUGUAUAUGCUACCGAACAGCCGGAAAGGAAUACUGGGACAACAACGACAGCAAGAACUACACAAUUACUAAGAGAUCGCCCUUCUAUUAUCAUGCUCUGGCUCCUUAUGAACCAUACCGACAUGGUAACCAAGUCUCAGGCAUGUCGAAGCUCUCGAAUGCAUUGUCCAAAACUGCAAGCCUUUACAACGCACAGGAACCCAGUCCCUAUUACUGAUCGUAUCGAUCCAAAUAAAUUGGAGCAAAAUUUUAUGCAAUUCGAGACUCAGUUAAAGAAUAUGAAACCAGAAACGAAUCCUAAAUAGAGGUUGUGUGUAAAUAAAAGUAUAAGGUUGGACUGAGUUGUGGAUCGAUACGCACCUCAAAGAAAAAAAAACCUCUGCCUCUCAGCUUGCAGCUUUAAGCUGCAAUCAACGGUCAAUAUACUUUCAACUAGACCAUGGAACAAACCACAUUAAUGACUAUUUAAAAAAAUUAACCAUAUGUUCUACUCAACAAAAGUUUUAUAUACCUAUUCUUUAAAAUCGUGUAAACAACACACUUCCUAUACCAUUAGUUUUAACUCUGACCAACUGUCGUCCUAGUUAAAGAUUUUUAAAAUCGAUAGUCUCCAACUGUGCCAUAGUGUCGUGAUCAAUGUCAUUUUAACAAUCCUCCUUUGGAAUAUAAAUAAGAGUGUUUUUGUAUGCAAAUGAAGAUUUUUUUAAACCAGCAAAAAAGAAUUUUCAAUUUAAUCAGGGAGUAUGUAUUUAUCAUUUUGAAUGAAGUUACUAUGUUUGGAGAAAUUUUAAAAAACAUAUAUUAAACAAAUUUGAACCUAUAAAUAAUUUUAGAAAACAAAAAACAGAAAUACUGAAACCAAAAGACUGAGAUACUGGUGAAUUUCGUACUAAACACAACAAAAAUUGAUACAAAAAAUAAAUAAAAAAUGUUUGUGUUUGAUGUAAAUAGAUGAUAGUUAUGUUGAUGAUAGUCUGUAAUUAAUUGUACUUCUACCCUUAUUGAGUUAUUUUUUAUUAUUAUUUUUUAUUGUUUAGGUGAUGAUGUAUUAUAUAAGGAGCUACUUUUUUUAUUAUAAAUUUUUAUUUUACUUUAAUGUACCUACUCUAGAUGUAUAAAACAGCGAGGUUGAUUUUUUUAAAAAACUAUACGAUAUCAAUUCAUUAUGUGAAGAGGAAAUCAAUGACAAGAUUUAACAUUUAUUGUAUAUUACACUGCUUAAGAUGUUUAACUUUUCUAUUGUAGAAUAAAAUAUAAAAAAAAGAUACAUGAAAAUAAC